Molecule: messenger RNA, 720 nt
Organism: Vigna angularis (adzuki bean)
Lineage: Eukaryota; Viridiplantae; Streptophyta; Magnoliopsida; Fabales; Fabaceae
Exons: 1
Coding region: 145-444 (99 amino acids)
Source: RefSeq, a predicted model, not a curated record
ACCAUUAUAUCAAAACCUUUGCUUCACAAAGAGUAAUUGCCCCUUCAACUCCUUCAUUUCCCUCAUUCAACAACACAAAAAAGAAGCUUUGAUUUAGGUCUGUUUAUUAUUCCUUCUUCUAGCUGAGAAAGUGAGAAACUUACUAUGUGGCGUCUUCUGAGUGUGGUGACUAGGAAACUGCAAAACACAAAGAAGAGUUCAUCAAGGGUGGCUGAUGAGAACAUGUUUGAGGCUGCUGCAAACGGAGGAAGAAGGGAGCAUGGUUGGAGUGGAAUCUCUCUUAUAUAUGGCAUUCUUCAUGCUCCCAUAUCAAUUCUCUCAUGUGUGUCUCAUCCUGAAGCAAAUGGGUCGGAUGGGGUUUGGGUUUCUGGUGAAUUUGUUCAGAUUUCUGAAAUGAAUCAUCUUAUGGUAAAUGACAGCAUGAGAUAUGCAAUUUUGAUGUAGCAACUAAAUUAGUAUGUGAAUAUAUCGUAGCUUUUGUAAUUGCUUGGCUUGGCUUUUUCUAUGAAUUAGAUUGGACCAUAGCUUUCUUCUCUCCUCAAUUUUUCCCUUUUUCUUAUAUUGUCUUAUACUUGGUACUGGUGUUUGCAUGAAUCAACCAAAAGAUGUGACCUACCUUUGGUUUGAAUCCAUGUGAGAGAAUUUUCCUCAUGUGUAGUAAAGAACAAGUACAUGUGUUUGGAAUGGUUAAUUAAUUAUAUGAGUUCUCCUUCUUCCUCC